Arctia plantaginis is the source of this 1914-nucleotide messenger RNA. NCBI's taxonomy places the organism in Eukaryota, Metazoa, Arthropoda, Insecta, Lepidoptera, Erebidae. The record is from the annotation of a GenBank genome assembly.
AUGGAAGAAUUCAAUGAUAUUGAGUUUUUAUUUGAUAUUUCAAGUCAGAUAAAAGAAUUCUAUGAGACCGCAGUCGUUUUUGUCACUAAGAAGGAUUACUCUGACCACAUAUUUACUGCUUUAUGUUCUAUUCGUGAAGCUUUACAGAAAGAAGACAAAAAUCGUACGCUUGAACUUAUCAUUGAUUAUCAUUUACACUGGUUACAUGCUGUUAGUGAUAUAGAAAAGUUUAAGAAAUCAACAGAACACGAUAUAACAAGAGAUGAUAUGUCUGAAUUAAUAAGUUAUACAGUAGAUGCUCUUGGUUAUCGCCUCAAACGCUAUCAAAACUACGUGGAAAGUCUUAUGCUUGACUUGAAACCUGAAGACCGAUCUAAAGUUCAGGCUGACUUAGAAAUAAUUAGUGAAAUGCAUUCAGAAGUAACUCAGUCACUCCUAGAAAAAGCUAAGAAAUUAAGGAGUUUGAAAUCAGACUUGGAUUUUUUCACAAAAUCAAAAGCUGAGGGAGAGGAAUUACUUAACUGGUUAGAUAAAAUAAAUGAUGGCUUAUCUAUGAAACUAUGCAAGUAUGUUAAUGUGCAUAUACCAAAACUUAGUGACGAUUUGACAAAGACUUUGCAACAGGUUGUGGAAGAACUUACUACGAAAAAAAGUGAAUCUGCUAAAAAUAUGCUAGAGGAGCUAAGAACAACAGGUAGAGAACUCGGUUCAAUGAUACACCUUACUACUGGGCACAGUCUAGAAAUGAAUAAAGUAUUUCAGAAAAUAGGUAUACUGGAUGACCGCAUUAAACGUUUAGAGACUGACACAGAUAAACCAUCUGCAGCUCUCAUGGCUUUGAAAAAUAAAAAAGAUUUUUUAGAACAAAGAAUGGUGUCGCUGGAAAAUUUAAAAACGAACCUAAGAAGUCUUAGAACAAAGACUGCCGUUCCCAUGGAUAAUGUACCUGAUGACGAAUUAUGUGUUUGUGAAGAUUUUUUUCAACUUAGAAUUUUUAAUCACAGUCUUCCGCAGGAAAAUCGGGAAACCUUAAUCACGGACCUAUGUAGUUUAUGGGAUGUUGCCGUGUUAGGGGAAAAGGGAGAUAAGUCUAUAAUUUCAAUAUUAAGUGCCGCUGAUAUAAAAGAGGAAUAUACUGAUGAACUUGGGACGUUCACUACAGAUGAACACGGUAGAAAACUAUAUAAAUUACCCGAUGAUGACACACUAUACCAGCUUAAUGAACGUAAUGAACUGGUCCCUGUGACUGAUGAUGCUGAUUGCGUUUAUUUUUAUGAUGAAUGUGGGCGCUAUUUCUUAGAUAAAAAUACAAGACAACGCGUUUACAAAGCUCAUGCAACUGCAAGUGAAUAUAUGAUGGAUUCUUUUGGGGUACUUUUAAAAGUGAAGGAGGAAAGGGAUGGUAUUACGUUUUAUUACGAUAACUAUGGGCGUUAUUAUAUAAAUGAAGAAGGCAAACAUAUUUAUCGCGAUGUAGACACGAUAAGCGAAUAUGAAAACGAUGGUUUAGGCAAUCUGGUACGUAUUCGUAGUCACUUAGAUUUAUUCGAACCUUGUCCAGGCGAUGCCCAUGUAACUGAAGACUGCAAGUAUUUAAAAGAUGCUGUAGGGAAAGCUUUGCGUUAUUGCAUUGGUCAGGUUUUGAUUCAUCAACCGGCCGAUCCAAUUAAGUAUUUGUCAAAAUGCCUUAUUAAAUAUAGAGAAAAUAUAGAGCAGAGAGAUAAACGAGCAAGAGAGCUAGAAGAAUUGAAUGCUGAACGGGAAAUUAUUGCUGCGGAGGAACGUGCUGCAGCAGAAAAAGCUGCAAUGGAAGCUGCGCUAAUGACACAAGGAGGCAGUGAAGCCAGUAUUGAUACAAACUUAUUGAAGUAUACUACUUUAUAUAGAGAUGAUGCUCUUUCUACUACAAAUUAA